UGCACGGAAUAGAUGCCGAUUCUCCGUAGCGCGCUGUUGGGUGCACCAGCACCAGCCAAACGACAGUGUUUUGUUUAUAACCACGUGCGAAAUGGAAUUUGAACAGUUUUGUAACUUUUUACCAAAAAUAGAAUUGCACGCACACCUCAAUGGUUCUUUGAGUGCCACUAGUUUACAAAAACUGGGUUGUUCCAAUGAAGAAAUAUCUGAAUACCAAAAAUUAGCAGAGUUGCAAGCAACCGAAAAAACCCUAAAUGAAUGUUUCAAGUUGUUUAAAGUUGCCCACAAUGCCACGAAAAAUCCGCAAGCGGUUUACUUGGCCACAAAAUAUGUAAUUGAGGAUUUUUACAACGAUAAUGUGGCGUAUUUAGAAUUGCGAACAACACCGAGAGAAGAAGAAAACAUGUCAAGAGUGGAGUAUAUUGAAUCGGUGGUUAAAGCAAUCGAAGAUUGUGAUAAAAAAAUCAUCGUGAAGUUGCUUUUGUCAAUUGAUAGAAGCAACAAUUUGAAAGUUGAAGAAAACAUGGAAGUGAUUAUAAAAAUGAAAGAAAAGUAUCCGCAUGUAAUAAAAGGCGUUGACUUUAGUGGCAACCCUUACGUCGGCGGUUUCAACCCGAAAUUAUUCCAAAAAGCACGAGAUUCUGGCUUAUUUGUCACUCUACACUGUGCUGAAAUAAAAAAUGAUAAGGAAGUUGAAGAAAUUCUUAAAUUUAGACCCGACAGGAUUGGGCACGGAACAUUUUUGCUUUCAAACGACCACAUUUGGAAAUUAUAUCUCGACACGAACAUACCAUUGGAGUGUUGUUUGACAUCAAACGUGGCGUGUGGAACCACAAAAAGUUACAAAGAGCAUCAUUUGCAAGAGUGGAUUAAGAAUUCGUUGCCGUUCACUUUAUGUACCGAUGAUAAGGGAGUAUUUGGCACCACUUUAUCCAAAGAGUUGGUGUUAGCCUGCCAGUAUUUUUCUCUAAAACCAACUGAUCUCUGGGACAUGACUCUGAAAACGAUCAGUUACACAUUUGCCUCAGACGAGGAAAAGACAUUUCUCACCACAACUUUACAAGACUGGAAAAUGAAAAAUCACUUCUAACAAAACAGUUUUAUAUUUCAGAUUAUAAAAAAUACAAUAAAUAACUUAUAUUAA
Molecule: messenger RNA, 1144 nt
Organism: Tribolium castaneum (red flour beetle)
Lineage: Eukaryota; Metazoa; Arthropoda; Insecta; Coleoptera; Tenebrionidae
Gene: Ada
Product: Adenosine deaminase
Exons: 4
Coding region: 92-1090 (332 amino acids)
Biological process (GO): adenosine catabolic process; inosine biosynthetic process
Molecular function (GO): adenosine deaminase activity
Source: RefSeq, a predicted model, not a curated record